AUGCGGAUGGAGGGCGGUUCGGCUCUACAUCCUCCAGCAACCGCCUACCCGGCCUACCCGGCCUACCCCUCACAACAUCUUCCGCAGUCUCCGAACCAGCAAGCAGCCCAAGAAACUGGCAUCAAUGAGCAGCUUCUGGCGAUCAACAAGGUGCUUCACAGCGAACUGCUGCGCCAUCGCCUGCGCGCGGACUCCUUUGAAAAGUGCAACCGCUGGCGUCUCUCCUUUGCCUGUGAGAAGGAGAAGCUCUCGGCAGCCUUCGACCGCUUCUUGGAGCUGAGCAUCGCACAUGCGUGUGGUGUCGCGGCCACCCGGGUGGUGGUGCUCAGCUCUGGAUCUACUACUGGCGAGGUGGACUUCACCAUCACAUCGGACCCUCUGGCCGCGUCCCCGUCCGAUGUGAUCCAGGAGUUGCGCGCUCAACUGGCAGAUCCGUCGUCUCCCUUCCGCACCGGCGCAUUUGCAAAUUUCGCCUCGCGCAUCCUUCAGCUCAGUGGGGUGCUGCCUUCGCAGCACUGCUUGUGGGCACCCGGUCCAGAGGUCGCCGAGGAGGCAGGGCUGGAUACUGUAACGGAGAGUCUGGGCAAGCUCAACGAGCUUGCUGAGGUGGCUGGCCACUCGGAUGAAGAAAGUGAGGAUGAGGACGUUUCAAAGCGGCCAGAGUAUUGGGGCUUGCGGGUCUCAGACCUGUCCGAGUUCCAUAGUGCAAUUCGCGACGAGCUUGCUGGAUAUUGCCACGAUCACCACAUGAAGUUCGAGCAUGGACACUGCAUCCACCUAUGCAAGCAUGGGGCGAGCUGUCCUUGGGGCGACCAUGCCGGCGUGCUGCACGACAAGGCGUGCGCAGGUUCGCAGAUGCGCGGAGUCCCGUUGCUUCCCAACAUGCACGCAGUCGUCGCACGCUACGUGAAGCCACAGACUCGGCCUCUGGGGACGUCAUGGGCCACCAUGAAGUAUCCCCAGGGACUUCGCAUCACUCACUUCGUGACCCACACCUGGGAGGAGCUCUUUUCCGACUUUGUGGGGAGCUUGGAGGCAGCUUUGAGCCCGGACAACGUGGUUUGGGUUUGCAGCCUCGCAUUGAAUCAGAAUGCCGACAUCACCCAGAUGUUAGAUGUGGAGCUUUUGAAGUCUCCCUUUGCAGUUGCGCUGCGCAGAGCUUCGCGGCAGCUGGUUCUGCUGGAUCGGGACUUGAAGGUCCCCACCAGGUCUUGGUGUGCCUACGAGCUCGCAAUUGCGACGAAGUUUGCCAUGCCCACGUUUCUUUGGCCUCAUCCCGAGUCGGAUGUGGAGCACCUCAAAGGAAAGAUCAAGUCGCUUGACUUGCGCGAUGCAGUUGCCAGUAAGAAAGAGGACGAGGAGCGGAUUCGCCAGGAAAUCGAGAGCUCCGAAGGCUACGACAAGCUUAACUCCCGCUUCCGCUGCAUCAUGGAGCUUACCCUGAACUUCUACUCGAACGCCAUGGCCAAGGUUGCCAGCCUCACGCAGCAGAUUGCGGAGGCAGUAGCCGAGAAGGAUCCGUCGAAGGAGGCCGCGCUGAGAGCAGCCAGAGCUGCGGAGCUGCGGCGUCUUGAGGCCUCGCACGGCGCAGAGCAGCGCGCGGCGCUCCUGGCGGGCCGCUGCCGACAGCUGGAGGAGGAGGUGUUGGAGCUUCGCGGCCGCCUCGCGGAUCGCGAGGCGGCAGAGGGGCAGAGCCAGGCGCUGUCGGGACUGGGCUAG
Molecule: messenger RNA, 1719 nt
Organism: Symbiodinium natans
Lineage: Eukaryota; Dinophyceae; Suessiales; Symbiodiniaceae
Source: the annotation of a GenBank genome assembly